This is a messenger RNA of Penicillium malachiteum, 1188 nucleotides long. RefSeq lists its product as uncharacterized. The record is from RefSeq and is a predicted model, not a curated record. The transcript has 3 exons. NCBI's taxonomy places the organism in Eukaryota, Fungi, Ascomycota, Eurotiomycetes, Eurotiales, Aspergillaceae. Bases 1 to 1188 code for a protein of 395 amino acids.
AUGGUGACCACAGCAAAGGUUUCAUUACCAUUAUCUUUUUCACGGUGGAUCGCAUCAUGUUUUAGAUCGAUCACCCCGGUCCAGGUUCCUUUAGCGGGCCGCUUGCAACUAGGGGCGUCCUGCCGACAAUACAACCAUGCGGCUGUGUGGCCCUCAUAUGGUAUCACUACGCCCGUUCCUGGCCACCACAAGAGCCUCGCCCAUUCGCCAUUUCGUUUUGAGACGGGCUACGCCCUAUGUGCCAAACGGCCUUCCCGCCCGUUCCCCCCACCCUUUUUGUCUCCGCCUUCGUCUUCCUUUUCCGACCCCUUGACUACUCACUCCCUGAGUCAGGAUAAGAGAUUAUCCGUUCAAGGAGAGCCGAUUCGUGGCUUGAAUAACGGAGAUGAUGCUAUUCUAGUCUCUGAGAACUUCCUUGGCGUCGAUGAUGGCGUAGGCGCUUGGGCUACAAGGCCCAAUGGCCAUGCAGCGCUUUGGUCUAGACUCCUGUUACACUUCUGGGCUCUUGAAAUUGAACGUCGUCUCUGCGCCACAGCUACCACCGUCGACCCAGUUGAAUAUCUACAGUCCGCCUAUGAGGAAACUGUACGCGCUACGACCCAACCAACAGAAUGGAUGGGAACCACCACAUCGGCUACUGCGCUACUACAUUGGACAAAGGGACCCGAUGGUACUCAAACACCCAUGCUCUAUGUGACUAAUCUGGGCGACUGUAAGAUCCUGGUGAUCCGGCCCAGCGAAGAGACAGUUCUCUUCCGCACAAAGGAACAGUGGCACUGGUUUGACUGUCCCAUGCAGUUGGGUACCAAUAGUGUCGACACUCCUCGCAAAGAUGCAGUGAUGAGCAAGGUUGCUCUGAAAGAAGACGAUAUUGUCUUAGCUGUGUCGGAUGGUGUCAUGGAUAAUCUGUGGGAGCAUGAAGUCUUGCAGAUUAUUCUCGAUAGCCUCAAGAAAUGGGACCAGGGAGUCCCUAACAAAGGGGAAUUUGAAACUCCUCCAGACCUUUCAAACGAUCGCAUGGUCUAUGUCGCUCGCGAGUUGCUGAAUGCCGCGCUGGCUGUCGCCCAAGAUCCCUUUACCGAGAGCCCAUACAUGGAGAAGGCUAUCGAUGAAGGUCUUGCGAUUGAGGGAGGAAAAAUGGACGACAUCUCUGUUGUGGUUGCGUCUUGUCAGAAACGACCAGGGUGA